CUGUACAAUCUUUUGUUUCAGAAAAUGUUGUCCCUCCUCAGAGUUUUAAUAGAACAUUGAAUCUUACAACCCGUACACCAAGAAAAAUAACCAUUAAAUACUAAACCAAUGAACUCAAAGCUCUUCUUCACCCCAACAACUCUUCAGUGAAAAUUGAUGACACAAGACCAAUUAAGCUAAUUGUGUUAAGGUGCAUAACUAUAUAAGGAAUAAACUGAACGGUAGGGACAAUCACAGAGGGAGGGGUUUUUGCAUCAACCAACUGCAAUGGGCGUGAUUUUGUUCCAUUAUAAAGUGAGGAACUUGGGCAGAUUGAAAAGAAACAACAGACAGAUGGGAUCAACCUAUCCAGACGGGCUGACACAAGGGAUGGCUUCUUCAGAUUCUUUUCACAUAACUGACCUGUUCGGGAAGGAUAAUCACGGAGGGUAUCGAAUUCCUGCACUGCUCCACAUUCCAAACUCAAACACACUUUUGGCAUUUGCGGAGAGGAGACUCGGCUCCAAAGAUGAAAAUGCUGAUGUGUUUUACCUGCGCAGGGGCACCUAUGUCAAAUCUUCAAAGAACUUUCAGUGGGAGGGUGCAAAAUCUAUCCAGUCUGCACAACUAGAGCAACACCGAUCCAUGAAUCCUUGUCCCGUCUAUGAGAAAAAGACAGACACUGUCUUUCUCUUCUUCAUUGCAGUCGAACGAUCAAAGAGUGAGCAAGAUCAAAUCAGGAGUAGAAAAAAUGCCGCACGACUUUGUUACGUUACCAGUAAGGACAAAGGGCAGACCUGGAGUGAAACUAAUGAUCUAACAGAGUAUACCAUAGGUCACACCAUCAAUAAGUGGGCAACAUUUGCUGUGGGUCCAGGCCACGGCAUUCAGCUAAGGAAUGGCUGUCUUGUUAUCCCUGCCAGUGCUCAUGAGAUACAGUCCAAUAACCAAGUCAGGGUACGGGCUUUCACUUUCUUUAGUGAUGAUCAUGGAGAGUCCUGGCAGUUUGGGAACUUUGUUUCUGGGGAGGAGUGUGGGGAAUGUCAGAUGGUAUUGAUGGAUCAAGGCAAUGCAUCCAGUGAGCAAGCUUUAAUGUAUUGCAAUGCUCGGAGCAAUGAGCAUGGUGAGAAACAGUAUCGGGUGGAAGCUUUCAGUAAGGAUGGUGGAAAAACCUUCACAGAAGGGCAACUGAGAAAACAGCUGGUUGAACCUCCAGGAGGUUGCCAUGGCAGCAUCAUCAGUUUUCCUGCCUCAGAUAUUUCACAUGUCAAAAACUACCUUGACAUUAAACAGUAUCACUCUCAAAGGGGAGAUGAUUCCUCAGAUUUUGACAUUAUAUUGUUCUCCCACACCACAAACUCCACAUCACGGAAGGAUUUAGGAAUUUACCUUGGUACCUAUUCUGGUAGUCCUCAAGCCUGGACAAUUCCUUGGGUCAUUAUCCACGGUGAAUGUGCCUACUCGGAACUGGCAUUUGUGAAACUUCCUGAGGAAAGAAAUCCUAUGGUUACUUGUUUAUUUGAACUUGGGCCUAUAAAUGAUAAGAUCUCAUUUUGUGUUUUGCAAAUUGAUGAUAUCAUUCAGAACACUGUAAAGAAAAUGCUCUGAUCUUGGGAAUCCAGAAGCAGAUACAUCCAUAAUUUGAGGAUACAUUUUCUCGGCUCACAAAUUGUACGUUAAUCAUUUGUAAAAGCCUUGUGGUAUGUUAACUGAAGCAAAGGAACUUUGUAAUGCUUGCUAACUUUGAAAUGAAAAUGCAGAUAUAGCCACUGAAGCACUAUUAUUAAAUGCAGACAAUCGCUGCACAAGCCUAUUAGUAAUUUUACAAUGCUUACUGCUACAAUUUAAACAUUCUCCCAGCAUUGUUUUGCUUGCAGCAGGGAGUCAGAUUCCACCUGCAGAUACCAGAGAUCACGUGGAAAAAUCUCCACAUUCUCUAUUUAAGUCAAAGGUAGAGAAGAGCAGUUAGAUUGCUAAUUUUUGCUGAAAAUAAAUGAUUUAUUUAAUAAUGUAGUUCAUGCACAGAAGGAGUAAAUCUUUAAUAACCUAUUAUUAAAAAAGGAUCAGUCUAUUAAAGAUAGAAAUACCUUUAUUACUACUACUUGUGGAGUUUAUCAUGAAUGAAAGCUUCUGCAAUGUUUUGGCCCCCGAGAAUGCCGUGGUCAAGCAUAGAUGAUGCAAAGUUGGAUUUGGUUUCUCCAAUGCAGAGGAUGCCACACUGCCAAUUAAAGGAAUUGCAAGUAAUCAUUGAUUCACCUGGAAGGAAUAUUUGGUUCCCUCAAACUGAGCUCAUGAUUAAACCACAAUUUCUAAUAUCUGCAGCAACGGAAAGUUGUGUUCAUGAUGAUGGUGGAAGUAUUACCCAGUCAGCCUUAAAAGUCCAACAGUAAUGUAGUAUUUACCUGUAUUAAAACACAUUCUGCUGAAGUUUUCAGCUUUCCUCUCCCAUUUGUAAACUUAACUACCGCAAUCAGUAAUAAACAUUUG
Messenger RNA from Pristis pectinata (smalltooth sawfish), 2466 nucleotides. Its product is annotated as DNA repair protein complementing XP-A cells homolog. Gene Ontology annotation, biological process: nucleotide-excision repair involved in interstrand cross-link repair; base-excision repair; nucleotide-excision repair, DNA damage recognition. NCBI's taxonomy places the organism in Eukaryota, Metazoa, Chordata, Chondrichthyes, Rhinopristiformes, Pristidae. The coding region runs from base 268 to 1587 and encodes 439 amino acids. The transcript has 3 exons. Gene Ontology annotation, molecular function: damaged DNA binding; exo-alpha-sialidase activity. Gene Ontology annotation, cellular component: nucleotide-excision repair factor 1 complex; cytoplasm; membrane. The record is from RefSeq and is a predicted model, not a curated record.